CUCGGGGCUCUCCACAUCACUCAGCCUUUUCCAGUCAGGACUGUGAGUCGAGAACAUCUCCAACCUCCAAGGGGCCACGUUUCCUCCGCCAUGGAAUCGAAAAGCAUGAAGGAAGACUGGCGUCUCUACCAGAACACCCUGCUCCAGGACGGCCUGAAGGAGCUCCUCGACCAGAACAAGUUUGUGGACUGCAUCCUCAAAGUGGGAGACCGGAGCUUUCCCUGCCACAGAGUCAUCAUGGCGGCCUGCAGUCCGUAUUUCAGAGAACUCUACUUUACUGAAGAAGGCAAGGAGCUCGAGGGCGACAAAGAGGUAGUUCUGGAUAAUGUCGAACCUGCCGUCAUGGACAUGAUAAUCCGCUACUUGUAUUCAGCAGAGAUUGAGCUCACGGAUGAGAAUGUGCAGGACGUUUUCGUUGUGGCAAACCGCUUCCAGAUCCCCUCUGUUUUCACCGCCUGUGUGAACUACCUGCAGAAGAAGCUAUCCUUGGCUAACUGCCUGGGCAUUUUCAGGCUGGGGUUGGUGAUGAACUGCCCCCGAUUGGCAGUGGCCGCUCGAGACUACAUCACCGACCGCUUUGAGAUCUUGACCAAAGAAGAGGACUUUCUCCAGCUGGCUCCCCACGAGCUCUUCGCCAUCAUUGGCAGCGACUCUCUGAAUGUGGAGAAGGAGGAGGUGGUGUUCGAAUCGCUUAUGAAGUGGGUGAGGACCGACAAAGAGAAGCGGGUGAAGGCGCUGGGCGACGCCUUCGAGUGCGUCCGCUUCCGCCUGCUUCCCGAGCCCUACUUCAGGGAGAAGGUGGAGAAGGACGACAUCAUCAAGUCGGACCCCGAGCUCCUGAAGAAAGUCCAGGUCAUCAAGGACGCCUUUGCCGGCAAGCUCCCCGAGAAGAAAAAGAAGGAGAAGAAGAAGGGGGAGUCGGGAGAGGAGGUGAACGGGGAGGAGGAAGAGGAGGAUGACCUCCUGCCAGGCUACCUGAAUGACACUCGUAGGCUCGGCAUGUAUGCCAAAGACUUGGUCCUGAUGAUAAACGACACGGCAGCUGUUGCCUAUGACGCCAUUGAGAAUGAGUGCUUCCUCGCUGCGUUGGCCGAACAGAUUCCACGCAACCAUGUCAGCCUGACCACUAAAAAUAAUGCGCUGUACAUUGUUGGGGGUUUGUUUGUAGAUGAAGAGAACAAAGAGACACCCCUGCAAUGCUACUUCUACCAGCUGGACAGUCUGGCGGCUGACUGGAUCGCUCUCCCUCCCAUGCCUUCUCCCAGAUGUCUGUUUGGUCUGGGAGAUUGCGGAAACUUCAUCAUCACCGUGGCAGGGAAGGAUCUCCAAUCCAACGAGUCUCUCGAUUCUGUGUUGUGCUACGACAUCGAGAAAAUGAAAUGGACCGAGACUAAAAAGCUGCCCCUUCAGAUCCACGGCCAUUGUGUAGUCCACCAUAACGGGCUGGUGUACAGUAUUGGAGGAAAGACCGAUGACAACAAAACCCUCAACAAGAUGUUUGUCUACAACCACAAGAGGUUAGAGUGGAGGGAACUGGCAGCGAUGAAAACGGCCAGGGCGAUGUUUGGGGCCGUCGUUCACAACGGAAAGAUCAUAGUGUCGGGAGGAAUGAACGAGGACGGUCUCACGGCUUCAGCUGAAGUCUACGACAUCGCAAGCAACAAGUGGGAGCCAUUCACAGAGUUCCCCCAGGAGCGCAGCUCAGUAAACCUGGUGAGCAGUGAGGGGGUGCUGUACGCCGUGGGGGGCUUCGCCAUGGUGGAGAUGGAGAACAAGGAGUGCGCCCCGACAGAGGUCACCGACAUCUGGCAGUACGAGGAGGACAAAAAGCAGUGGACGGGGAUGCUGAGGGAGAUGCGCUUUGCAUCUGGGGCUUCCUGCGUCUCCAUGCGCCUCAACACGGCCAAGAUGCCCAAGCUCUGAACGCACAGCCUCUCGCCACCCGGCCACCUGAAACACUGAACGCUGGCUCAGCCUCUUAACUGAACAUCUCCUUUGGUACAUGUACACACUGGCAGACAAGUAGCAGCAUAACAGGGCCUCUGUAUUUAGCUGGUCUUUGGAACAAAAUUAACUAACCAAAAACAUUCACCUGCCUCACGAAUAGUUUUCUUUUUUUUUUUUUUUUUUUGAUCAAUUGUAAUUCUACCUGGGCUGUAGAUUUUCUUAAAAAAAAAUUUUCUUUGUAAAAACUAACCUCAGCCGUCCAACGUUCAAAGUUGUACAGCACAUUAUGAAUAUGAAACAUUCAAAAAUGUUAAUAUAUUGUAAUACCUGACUUUUUCAGAUCUCAGCAGUAUAACAGCACUGAUAACUUCUUUCAAACAUUUUAUUGUGAACAAUUUCAUUAUCAGACGAUUAUUAAAAAUUAUAUUAUGGUGCAAUGCCGUGGCAGCACCCUAUGGUAAUAGAAGCAGCACAAAGUCUGAUUGAAAAAUGUGAAAUGCAGUGCUUUGAGAUCUUAUUUUUUUACUAUUUUCAGUCAACUAAUGAAAACUUUGCAAGAGGUAACAGAAGUAUCAACUGCCAUUUGGGAAAACUGAACAAAGGGGGUUCAUUUUGUCUGUGUCAGAAUGGUGAGGUGCCAAAUCUCCAAGUGCCUUAUCCCAUUUUACUCUUACACUUUAAAAAACACCUUACUUGGGUUUCAGAUACGGAAUUGUGUACUCAUUCAAUUAAAUGCUCCAUAGUUCAGUACAAUCUCAUGUGAAACACAAUUAUACCAUUUUAAUAGGGACAGGUCACCACCACUGUGGAAUAGCUAAUAGAAUCUACUCUGUAAAUUAGUGAUCAGGAUUGAUGAAUUUAUCUUCUACAAUAAAAAAAACUGUAUUACAGCUGA
Molecule: messenger RNA, 2842 nt
Organism: Anguilla anguilla (European eel)
Lineage: Eukaryota; Metazoa; Chordata; Actinopteri; Anguilliformes; Anguillidae
Gene: klhl41b
Product: kelch-like family member 41b
Exons: 6
Coding region: 91-1923 (610 amino acids)
Molecular function (GO): protein binding
Source: RefSeq, a predicted model, not a curated record